Messenger RNA from Chaetomium strumarium, 3234 nucleotides. Its product is annotated as P-loop containing nucleoside triphosphate hydrolase protein. Gene Ontology annotation, molecular function: ATP hydrolysis activity; damaged DNA binding; single-stranded DNA binding. NCBI's taxonomy places the organism in Eukaryota, Fungi, Ascomycota, Sordariomycetes, Sordariales, Chaetomiaceae. The coding region runs from base 1 to 3234 and encodes 1077 amino acids. Gene Ontology annotation, biological process: double-strand break repair via homologous recombination. The transcript is spliced from 6 exons. The record is from RefSeq and is a predicted model, not a curated record. Gene Ontology annotation, cellular component: site of double-strand break; Smc5-Smc6 complex; nucleus.
AUGCCAGGGAGAACUACUAAUACCCUCGAGGCUGAGUCCUCGAGGAAACGCUCUCGGCGUGUCGUUUCCCGGGAUAGCGACGAUGAAGACGUUAACGAGGUGCGGGGCGAGGCGCGAUCGAGCUUGCAAGCUGAACAUCGGAAACGCGUGCGCCUCUCCGAUGAUGUUGGGGAUCAGAAAAGCGAUCCGCGCUUCCAGGGAGAGUCUACCCCCACCCCGUCAGAUCACGAUGCCGAAGUAUACGAAGAAGAGGCGCCGUCCGCGCCGCGCACUCCGCCAAAGUCCCAAUACGAGUUGAUGCGGGACAACAACUUCGAGCACCUUCGCCAUGAGGCCGCCGAUGACCAGCGCGCGACCCAACGACUCCGCUUCCGCCCGAACCUCCUCGGUGAAAAUGCUAUUGCAGAUAACGGCAUCAUCGAGAGCGUUACAUGCAUCAAUUUCAUGUGCCAUGUACGGCUCCACUGCGAACUAGGCCCUCUCCUCAAUUUCAUCGUUGGAGAGAAUGGCAGCGGCAAGAGCGCCAUAUUGACGGCAAUCACGCUGUGCCUCGGCGGGAAGGCGAGCUCGACAAACCGCGGAGGUAGCCUAAAGAGUUUCGUCAAGGAAGGUUGUGAUCGGGCCGUCCUCGCCGUCAAGAUCAAGAACCAGGGUCAAGAUGCUUACAAGCCCGAGAUCUACGGCGAGUCCGUCAUCGUGGAACGCCACUUUUCUAAGACCGGCGCCAGCGGCUUUAAGGUCAAAACUGCCACAGGUCAGAUCCAUUCAACUAAGAAGCAGGAGGUCGACGAGCUCGUCGAGUACUACGCCCUUCAGGUCGAUAAUCCCCUGAACAUCCUCUCUCAGGACAAUGCUCGCCAGUUUCUCAACUCGUCCACCAAAACCCAGAAGUACAAAUUCUUCAUCGAGGGUGUCCAGCUACAGCAGUUAGACAACGACUACAGGUUGAUUUCGGAAAGCUUGGAGGUGAUGGUCGCGAAGGUUCCUGACCAGGAGGAGCGCGUCAAGCACGCUAAGGCCGCGUUUGACAAAGCCCACCGCAUGAUGGAGGAGCUCGAGGGCAAUAGGAAGCUCCGGGCAAAGCUCCGAACGCUGCGCUACCAGCUGGCAUGGUCCCAGGUGGAGCAAGAGGAAGAAGAACUCCGCCAGAGAGAAAAGAAUCUGGCCGAAGCCGAAAGCAAUGUCGUUGAAGCGCAGCAACAGGUCGAAGUAAAGAGUCGUGCGCUCGAAGUUGCUGAGGACAAGGUAAAGCGUGCCGAGGAAAGUCUGGAACGCGUUAAGGAGGAGGAAGGCGAGAUUCAAGAACGACGCCAGGAGAACCGGCAUCGCGAGCCGGAACUCAAGGAGAGAGUGGGAGACGCUAAGAAGGCAUUGGAAAAGAUUAGAGAGGACAUCCAACGGAAGCAGAGCGAGAUUGACAAUGUUGAGGCGAGAAUCAAGCGUCUCGAAAGAGACCGCGGCUCGCCCUAUGACGCAUAUGAGGCCAAGCUGCUCAAGCCCCAGUGGUCUUCCAUCCUCGAGAAGACGUUCGGUGUCAAUCUGAACGCGUUCAUCGUGACCAGCAAAAGCGAUGAAUCACUCCUCCGGGAAAAGAUGGACCGGCUCAAUAUUCGGAACUGCCCUGUUUUUAUAUGCAGCCGGCAUCCGAUUGACAUCAGCGGCAAGGAGCCCGACCCUGAAUACGAUACCAUUCUCCGGGUCCUCAAGAUCGAUAACCGGAUGGUACGGGAUCAGCUCAUUAUCAACCACAUGAUCGAGCAAGUCGUAUUGAUCCCUGAGCGUGCACGAGCGCAGCAGGUCAUGUUUGACGGCGCGCCGCCGCGGAAUGUCAAAGCAUGCUUAUGCUGCCACGACCGGAAGCGUGGCGAAGGCCUUCGGCUGACCGCGAGUAACAAUGGUAACAUCUCUACCAGCCCGAUUCAACCGAAUCCCCAUCUGAAGCCCCGGAUGAAGACGGACUCGGGUUCGCAGGUUGCGCUUUUAAAAGAAUCGCUGCAGCAAUUACAGACCGAGUACCGGGGCAUUGAGGCUGACAGGCGUCGACUCCAACAUGACUUUCAGCGCUUCCAAACGGCACUGAGUCAGCUCGACAAGGAACGACAAAAGCUCCGGUCAGAUGAGACAGAGGCUCGCAGUAUGGUUGAGAGGCUCGAGGACGAAGUGGAGCUCCUCGGUCGGGAUGGUGGCCGCUUACAAACAUUGAAAGACACGCUCGAGAAACUUAAGGAAGAGCUCAACCACGCCGGUAUUCAAUAUGGCAUGCUAAGUGCGAAGAAACAGGACAAGAACGUUGAGCUGAAGGAGGCGGACAGGAAGUUCAAGGAGCAGAAAGUACAGCAGAGGGACUUUGAGGCGCGGCUCAACAAAGCAGAAGCCAAGCUCAAGCAAGCCCGCGAGUUGCAGCGCAUCUGCUUGAUUGAGAAGAACGGCAUCAUUGACAGUGUCGCUGACUACGAAGAGCAGAGAAACAAAGCUCAGGGGAAAAAGCAGAGGCAAGAAGCCCGGGUCGACAGCUUGACGAAGGAGGCCGAGAUCGUUUGCAAGGGCACGCGCGUCGAAACUCCCGAGGGCGAGACGUACGAGAGCCUCCAUAAGCAGUACGAAAUGCUCCAGGCCCGGCUCGCCAAUGCAGAACGCAGAAGAGGGAUGAGCGACCAGGAGGUGCUCAACUACUUUGAGGAAACGAAGAAGAUCUAUGACAAGGCGCAAGACGACCUCCAGUCUAUUGUCAGGACAAACAACCGUCUCAGGACCAGUCUCACCCUGCGCCUCGAGAAGUGGAGGAAAUUCCAGCGCUACAUCUCGUCACAAUCGCGCGCCAACUUCAUAUAUCUGCUCAGCGAGCGCGGUUUCCGCGGCAAGCUGCUCCUUGACCACGAACGGAAGGCCCUGGAUCUGCAGGUCGAGCCCGACCGGACCGAAAAGAGGGCAGCCGGACGAAGUACCAAGACGCUUUCCGGUGGCGAGAAGUCAUUCUCGUCCAUUUGUCUACUAUUGGCCAUCUGGGAGGCCAUGGGUUCGCCACUGCGGUGUCUGGAUGAGUUUGACGUGUUCAUGGACAACGUCAACCGCGCGAUUAGCACGAACAUGCUGAUCACUGCCGCGCGCCGCUCGGUUAACCGUCAGUAUAUCUUUAUCACGCCUAAUGCUAUCGAGGGACGCAACGCCCUGGACAAAGAUGUCAAGAUCAUUCGUCUUAAGGAUCCUCGUCAACGCACCCUGGAGGAAUACUGA